GGCGACCAGAUGGAGCUAGAAGAGAACGGGGCCGUGGGGGCGGCUGAUUCGGGCCCGAUGGAGGAGGAGGAGGCGGGCGGCUCCUCGGAGGACGAAAACGGAGACGACCAGGGCUUCCAGGAAGGGGAAGACGAGCUCGGGGACGAGGAGGAGGAAGCAGGCGCGGGAGACGAGAACGGACACGGGGAGCAGCAGUGUCAACCGCCGACUACGCCGCAGCAGCAGCAGCCUCAGCAGCAGCGCGGGGCGGCCAAGGAGGCCGCAGGGAAGAGCGGCGGCCCCACCUCACUGUUUGCCGUGACGGUGGCGCCUCCCUCGGCAGCCAGGCAGGCCCAGCAGCAGGCGGGAGGCAAGAAGAAGGCAGAAGGCGGCGGAGGCGGCGGCCGCCCCGGGGCUCCGGCGGCGGGAGAUGGCAAAACAGAACAGAAGGGUGGAGACAAAAAGAGAGGUGUUAAAAGACCUCGUGAAGAUCAUGGCCGGGGCUAUUUUGAGUACACUGAAGAAAACAAGUACAGCAGAGCUAAAUCUCCUCAGCCACCGGUUGAAGAGGAAGAUGAACACUUUGAUGACACAGUGGUUUGUCUUGAUACUUAUAAUUGUGAUCUGCAUUUUAAAAUCUCAAGAGACCGUCUCAGUGCUUCUUCACUUACUAUGAAAAGUUUUGCUUUUCUUUGGGCUGGAGGAAGAGCUUCUUAUGGAGUUUCAAAAGGCAAAGUUUGCUUUGAGAUGAAGGUAACAGAGAAGAUCCCAGUGAGGCAUUUAUAUACAAAAGAUAUUGAUAUACAUGAAGUCCGCAUUGGCUGGUCACUUACAACCAGUGGAAUGUUACUUGGUGAAGAAGAAUUUUCUUACGGGUAUUCUCUAAAAGGAAUAAAAACUUGCAACUGCGAGACUGAAGACUAUGGGGACAAGUUUGAUGAAAAUGAUGUGAUUUCAUGUUUUGCUAAUUUUGAAGGUGAAGAAAUGGAGCUUUCCUAUGCAAAGAACGGACAAGAUCUUGGUGUUGCUUUCAAAAUUAACAAGGAGGUUCUUGCUGGACGACCUCUUUUCCCUCAUGUUCUCUGCUAUAACUGUGCAGUUGAGUUUAAUUUUGGUCAGAAGGAAGAGCCAUAUUUCCCAAUACCUGAAGAAUAUACUUUUAUCCAGAAUGUCUCCUUAGAUGAUCGUGUUAGAGGGCCAAAAGGACCAGAUGAGAAGAAAGAUUGUGAAGUUGUGAUGAUGAUUGGCUUGCCAGGAGCUGGAAAAACCACUUGGGUUACUAAGCAUGCAGCAGAAAAUCCUGGUAAAUACAACAUUCUUGGAACAAACACUAUUAUGGAUAAAAUGAUGGUGGCGGGCUUUAAGAGACGGAUGGCUGAUACUGGAAAAUUGAACACACUGUUGCAGAGAGCCCCGCAGUGUCUUGGAAAAUUCAUUGAAAUAGCCGCUCGUAAGAAGCGGAACUUUAUUCUGGAUCAGACAAAUGUGUCUGCAGCUGCCCAGAGGAGAAAAAUGUGCCUGUUUUCAGGCUUUCAGCGCAAAGCUGUAGUAGUUUGCCCAAAAGAUGAAGACUACAAGCAAAGAACACAAAAGAAGGCAGAGGUGGAGGGGAAGGAUCUCCCAGAACAUGCAGUUCUCAAAAUGAAAGGGAACUUUACACUGCCAGAGGUAGCCGAGUGUUUUGAUGAGAUAACCUAUGUAGAGCUGCAGAAAGAAGAAGCCCAAAAGCUUUUGGAGCAGUAUAAGGAAGAAAGUAAAAAAUCUCUUCCUCCAGAAAAGAAACAGAAUACUGGCUCUAAGAAGAGCAAUAAGAAUAAGAGUGGCAAAAACCAGUUUAAUAGAGGAGGUGGUCAUAGAGGUCGUGGAGGAUUUAACAUGCGUGGUGGAAACUUCAGAGGAGGUGCUCCUGGAAAUCGUGGUGGUUAUAACAGGAGGGGAAAUAUGCCACAGCGUGGUGGUGGAGGAGGAGGAAGUGGAGGAAUUGGUUAUCCAUACCCUCGUGGCCGUCCCAGCAGAGGUGGUUAUUCAAACAGAGGCAGCUACAACAGAGGUGGAAUGCCCAACAGGGGGAACUACAACCAGAACUUCAGAGGCCGAGGAAACAAUCGUGGCUAUAAAAAUCAAUCUCAGGGCUACAACCAGUGGCAGCAGGGUCAAUUCUGGGGUCAGAAGCCAUGGAGUCAGCAUUAUCACCAAGGAUAUUAUUGAAUACCCAAAUAAAAACGAACUGAUACAUAUUUCUCCAAAA
Messenger RNA from Trichosurus vulpecula (common brushtail), 2227 nucleotides. Its product is annotated as heterogeneous nuclear ribonucleoprotein U-like. Gene Ontology annotation, cellular component: centrosome; kinetochore; membrane. Gene Ontology annotation, molecular function: poly(C) RNA binding; RNA polymerase II C-terminal domain binding; transcription corepressor activity. NCBI's taxonomy places the organism in Eukaryota, Metazoa, Chordata, Mammalia, Diprotodontia, Phalangeridae. Gene Ontology annotation, biological process: regulation of chromatin organization; RNA localization to chromatin; negative regulation of transcription by RNA polymerase II. The record is from RefSeq and is a predicted model, not a curated record.